AUGCCAAAGAGACUAAGCGGAUUGCAAAAGGAGGUUUUACACCUCUACAGAACUUCUAUAAGGACGGCCCAUUCAAAGCCGAAGGAAAACCAAAUAAACUUCAUUAACUAUAUUCAUGAGGAGUUUGGCAAGUAUAAAAACUUGCCAAGAAAAGAUUUCACCACGAUUGAACACUUGCUAAGGGUUGGAAACAAAAAAGUAGCUACAUUUUCACAUCCUGAACUGACAAACAUACAUUAA
This is a messenger RNA of Saccharomyces kudriavzevii IFO 1802, 240 nucleotides long. RefSeq names its product Sdh6p (gene SDH6). The transcript has a single exon. Gene Ontology annotation, cellular component: mitochondrion. Bases 1 to 240 code for a protein of 79 amino acids. NCBI's taxonomy places the organism in Eukaryota, Fungi, Ascomycota, Saccharomycetes, Saccharomycetales, Saccharomycetaceae. The record is from RefSeq and is a predicted model, not a curated record. Gene Ontology annotation, biological process: mitochondrial respiratory chain complex II assembly.